GAACUUGCAAACCUGCCCACCUGCACCCUCUGCUCGCCCGCCGCCGCCUCUGCUCUAGUCUGGAUAACAUCCUCUGACACGAACCAAAGACUGAAGCAAUGGCGGUGGUCCUGGAUGCUUUUGCAUCCUACGUCGCUCGCCUGCUGACGGAUAUGACGAGAGAAGAGGUGGGAAUUCUGUUGGGUGUCUCCAGCGAAAUCAACAGCCUGAGUGUCAAGCUCGGGGACCUCGAGAACAUACUAGACGACGCCGACAGGAGGAACAUCACCGACCGGAGCGUGCAGGGGUGGGUGAGGGAGCUCAAGGAUGCCAUGUACGAAGCCAUCGACAUCCUCGACCUGUGCCAGCUCAGGGCCAUGGAGCGCGGCCCACUCGCCGCGAGCACGGCUGGAUGCUGCAACCCGUUGCUGUUCUGCCUGCGGAAUCCCCUCUUCGCACACGACAUCGGCAGCCGCAUCAGGGCGCUCAACCGGAGGCUGGACGGCAUCAAGGAGAGGAGUGCUCAGUUGAGGUUCCUCAACCUCAGCUCCAACAAGCCCCGUAACAGCAAGGUGACCUCUCGCCGAGCUGCCAUCCGCGAGACGACGGGGGAGCCUGUCCGGUCGGAUGUGGUGGUCGGGGAGAAGAUCAAAGAGGACACGAGAGAACUGGUGGAGAUGCUAACAGAAAAAGAGGGCAGCAACAGCGACAUCAUGGUAGUCGCCAUCGUGGGUGUCGGCGGCAUCGGCAAGACCACCCUCGCCCGGGAGAUCUUCAAUCACGAGACCAUCAAGGACAAGUUCGACAAGAGGAUAUGGCUGAGCAUCAACCAGGACUUCGACAAGGCCGAGCUGCUCCGGACCGCCAUCACCCUUGCCGGGGGAGACCAUAGCGGAGAGAAAGCAAUGGCCGUGCUCAUGCCAGCCCUUGCGGCUGCCUUGGCAGGGAAGAAGCUCUUGCUGGUCAUGGAUGAUGUGUGGAGCCACAAGGCAUGGGAGGAUGUGCUCGAAACACCCUUGGUCAAUGCUGCGCUUCGAGAAGGUAGCCGAGUCAUGGUCACCACAAGAGAUGUGAGAGUCGCUCGAGCAAUGAAAGCAGUGCAGCCCUACCACCAUGUCGACAAACUCGGGCCCGAAGAUGCCUGGUUAUUGCUCAAGAAGCAGGUAGUCUCAAAUGAGAUAAAUGAAGCUAAUAUUGAUAUGCUAAAGGAUAUCGGAAUGGAAAUUAUAGCAAAAUGUGAUGGCUUGCCACUUGCAGUCAAAGUGAUGGGAGGACUCUUGUGCCAGAAAGAGAGAAAUAGAAGUGAUUGGGAGAAAGUUCUGAAUGAUUCUGCAUGGUCAGUUGCUGGAAUGCCGGAAGAGCUAAACUACGCUGUAUACCUAAGCUACGAAGAUCUGUCUCCUUGUUUGAAGCAAUGCUUUCUGCACUACUCCCUUCUCCCCAAAAAUAUAGUGUUUGGUUAUGAUAUAAUUGUUGGAAUGUGGAUCAGCGAGGGAUUUGUUCAUGGAAGCUCAUUAGAUGAACUUGAAGAAUCAGGAAGACAGUACUACAAGGAGUUAAUCGUGCGGAACCUCAUAGAGCCAGACAAAGAGUAUAUUGAUCAAUAUCAUUGCACCAUGCACGAUGUUGUUCGCUCAUUUGGUCAAUGCGUGUCAGGAGAUGAAGCACUAGUAGCCCACAACGGAGAAAUUGGUAUUAUUAGUAAACUCAAUUCAGAAAAAUUUCUCCGGCUGUGUAUAGAAACCAGAGGAUCCGAAUCAGGUGAAUUACAGUGGAGCAUGUUACAAGGACAGAGAUCUUUGAGAACACUAAUAUCAAUUGGACAAUUCAAUAUUAUGCCUGGUGAUUCGUUGAUUGCUUUUUCAAGCCUGCGAACCUUGCAUAUACAAUCUGCAAAUGUUGCUCCACUGCUUGACACACUGUAUCAACUGAAGCACUUGAGGUAUCUGUCCAUACGGUACUGUGAUAUAUCUAGACUGCCAGAAAACAUUGGCAAGAUGAAGUUCUUGCAGCUCAUUAGCCUUAGAGGAUGUGAACGUCUGACGAAACUUCCUAAUAGUAUUGUAAAGCUAGGGCAGCUGAGGUAUCUGAGCCUUACUGGCACAAGUAUAAAUGUUGGCAUACCUAGGGGGUUCGGUGGCCUAACAAAUUUGAGGAAACUAUAUGGGUUUCCAGCCCUCAUGUGUGGUGAUUGGUGUAGUUUGGAAGAGUUGGGGCCUCUUUUCCAGCUCAGGGAUCUUGCAAUAAAGGGUCUCGAGAAUGUAUCUGCUGCCUCGCUUGCCACAAAGGCGAAGCUUGGUGCCAAGGAGCAUCUUACCUAUUUGACGUUAGGGUGCAGCAGCAGACUGGGAGACGAUGGUUUGGCCACCAAAGAAGGAAACGCCUCUGAGGAGGAGCAAGGACGUAUUGUGGAGGUGUUUGAUGAGCUCUGCCCUCCGCCAUGCUUAGAGAGUCUCGAUAUCGGAGGAUAUUUUGGUCAGCGGCUCCCAAGGUGGAUGAUGUCGUCGACAGCAAUGGUGGCCCUUAAGUUCCUGAGGUUUCUAACGAUGGAUGACCUGGCCUUCUGUACCAAGCUCCCUGAUGGUUUGUGUCAGCUCCCCUGUUUGCAGCUCCUACAGGUUGACCAUGCUCCAGCCAUCAGGCGUGUGGGGCCUGAUUUCCAGCGGCCCUACCAUGGUCACCCACCUCAGGCAGAGGCGGCGUUUCCUAGAUUGCAUAGGCUGGAGUUCAUUGGAAUGGUGGAAUGGGAGGAGUGGGAGUGGGAGGAGCGAACUGAUGUGCAAGCCUUGCCUGUUUUGGAGGUGCUCCUACUCAAGAGGUGCAAGUUGAGGCGCGUUCCUCCUGGCCUUGCCUCCCAUGCGAGGGCCCUGAAAAAGGUAUACAUAUAUGAGGUCCAGCACCUCAGCUCUCUGGAGAGCUUGGCUUCCAUUAUUGAGCUUGAUGUGUUUAACAACCCCAACCUGGAGAAGAUCACUAACCUCCCCAAAUUGCGAAGUCUUACUAUUGUUAAGUGCCCAAAGAUGAAAGUACUGCACGGUGUUCCUACAAUCCAGAGGCUCGGGCUGGAGGAUUACUGCAUGGAGACGCUCCCAACGUACUUGCAAAAUGUGAACCCUAGGCAUCUCCUUCUGGACUGCAGCCUACCGCUGCUCACUUCCAUAGCCACAGGAAAAUGGGACAAGUUGUGCCAUAUCCAGCGCGUCAAUGCCUAUGCGCGCGAUGGACGCAAUCCAAGGAAAUGGUACGUGAUGUACACAGGAGAACCCAAAAACAUUGAGACCAAUAUCGUCGACAGAUCUUCCAAACUCGGAGGGGAUGAAGAGGAACAACAGGUUGGUACAAGAACACCAUCUCAAGCAAAAAAGAAAGUAUGCAGAAGAAGAGGAGAUGGAUUGAACAAUACACAUUGAGGCCCUGUUUUGGAGGAAGCGUAUUUUCUUGGGAAGUUUUGGGAUUACAUUUGGAUGGAGAGUUACAUGCAUCGCCUUACGGAGAAAAUACUAGGAUUGUUCUCACUGCUUUGUACUUCCCUUUUCUGCCACAUGUUCAACCAGAUCAUUCAUGUCGAACCCUAUUCCUGAGUC
This is a messenger RNA of Phragmites australis (common reed), 3563 nucleotides long. Its product is annotated as disease resistance protein RGA2-like. The transcript is spliced from 4 exons. The coding region runs from base 99 to 3389 and encodes 1096 amino acids. Gene Ontology annotation, biological process: defense response to other organism. NCBI's taxonomy places the organism in Eukaryota, Viridiplantae, Streptophyta, Magnoliopsida, Poales, Poaceae. Gene Ontology annotation, molecular function: ADP binding. The record is from RefSeq and is a predicted model, not a curated record.